GUUUUUUGUCAAAUAAAGCAAACAUUGAAUUGAUUGCUAAAUAUGUUAGCAUUAGCUUUGAAUGUAUGGGUAUUUUGAUGUAAAUAAAUAUCAAUUAAUUGAAUGGCAAUUGAAAAUCAAUCGAUAUAUUUAGCAUUUAUUACUUUUUAAGUCUGUUUUCUCACUAAACUUGAUUUUUAAUAGUUUUUUCAAAAGUUAUUUAUGAUUUAAUUAUAAUUGAAUUGAAACGUUAUGUUUAACCGAUUUAAAAGUGCGAUAAACAAUGUGAUCAACAAUUUGGAGCCAAAUAGUGGUUUGGCCAACGGUGCGGGCGAUGCACAUGUGGUCAGUCAUCAUAGCAGCCAAUCGGGUCAUACAUCGGGACCACCGCUUAAGUUUAGGUAUACGAGACCUGAAUUUCUGUUGCUUCAAACCGACGAUGAAAUCCAGGUCUCGGCCGACCAUAUAAUGAGGCCAAUUAUUGUUCCCCGAGAUAUCUCAAGAUUGCCAUUCAAUGCAGGAUAUGCUGAGACGAUAAAUGCGGGUAAAAGUGUCCGCAAUGAAGAUCACGCGGCUGUAUAUAGAGGAACACUUAAAGCCGUCGUCUCGGAUGAGAUGAUAGCCAAUAAAGUGUCUGAUAUGAUGUCAACAGUUCCCGGACAUCCGCAUCAAAUACCUAUUGGUAAUAAACGAAAUACCCAUCAGAAAACUAUAUCAAAAGCUAACGAAGCCAAUGAAAAAUCUAAAGACAUAAGUGAUAGUAAUAUAAGUGAUGGCAAAGAAGUUAAAGCCUUUAAUGGCAAUGACAUUUCAGAUCAAGUUAGUGACAACAAAGACCAAACCGCCGUUACAGCUGAUCCCCAAACACUGCCUCUAAACGAGUCGACAACAAAUCCUAGUGUCGAUGAUUUGAUGUCUCCUUCAAUUCCCAUUCCUAUAGAAGAGCGUUUAGCAGAAGCAAUAAGCGAUACCAUUGAAUCUGCUUAUGCGACACCAGAAACAUCACCUCAAAAAACUCAGAAGUCUAUAAGAGAAGAAUCGCUUCCAUGGCUUUACUUUGCAGUUUUUGAUGGACACGCAGGAUCUGGAGUUGCGGUAGCCGUUUCCAAUACAUUACAUAAAAUAAUUGAAGAAAAACUUCAAUCAAUUGCUGAUCUCUUAAUAAAGUUUGGUAUAACAAAUGAUAAAAAUUUAUGUGUAAAAGGAAUUAAUGAAAGUGAAUCGGAAGCAAAACAAUUGAAUGGAAGUGUUGUCAUCAAUCAGGAUAACCAUUUGAAUAAAGAAAAYAUUGCUUUACUAUUUCAUCCGUCAACUGAAAAAUGGAUAACAGUUGACAAUCUGAUAACCGGUGCACUGGAGUCUGCCUUUUGGCAAAUGGAUAAUAUUAUUGCUCGCGAUAAACGAGUUUAUCGUAUGUCUGGAGGGUGUACGGCAUGUGUAGGCGUUUUUAUUUUGGGCAAACUUUAUGUGGCUAAUGCCGGUGAUAGCAGAGCAAUUAUAUGUAAGGGUAAAGAUGUGGUUCCCAUGUCUUUUGAUUUUACACCGGAAUCAGAGAGAGAAAGAAUCAAAUAUUUGGGUCUUUUGAAACCAGAACUAUUAGGCAAUGAUUUUACACAUUUGGAGUUUGUUCGCCGACCGGCGAGAAGAGAUUUGGGCAAAAAAUUGUUAUACAGGGAUGCCUUUAUGUCCGGAUGGUCAUAUAAAACAAUUACUAUCGAAGACCUUAAAUUCCCACUUAUUUAUGGCGAAGGAAAAAGGAGUCGAGUUUUGGCAACAAUAGGUGUUACCCGUGGUUUUGGUGAUCACGAAUUGAAAGCUCAAAACAGUGACGUCGAUAUUAAACCAUUUUUGACGCCACAACCGGAGGUUCGCAUAUAUGACUUGGAAAACGAUAACAAGUUAACAGAUGCCGACGUUUUAGUUAUUGGCACCGACGGGUUGUGGGACAUUACUACCAAUGAAGUGGCAGCUGAUGUCAUCAACAAAUCAUUAGAUGUCUUCCCAGCUAAUGAUGUCCAACGAUACAAAUAUCGCUACAUUUCCGCCGCACAAGACUUAGUGAUGCAUUCCAGAGGAAAGUCGCGCGAAAGUGGAAAGGGGUGGAAGACUGUCGACAACAAGACAGCUACCAUUGAUGACAUCAGUGUUUUUGUCAUUCCAUUGAAACCAUAUAUUGAUGAAUAUAUUAAUUGGAAGUCCGCCCGAAAUGUGGUAUUAGAAAAACCAUUCAGUGAUCGAUAAUUAUAAAGCAAUUACUGGUAAAUUAUUUUAAACUCAAAUUUUGUAUCAUAUUUAUAUCACAUCAUACUGUAUAACAUAUUAUUAUGAUUGUGUGAUACAUUUGCUUUAUUUGAGACGACUAACUCUAAGAAAAAUUAUUUGCAAUCAAAAUACCGGUAUUUUAUUAACAAUCAGUCAAUCAGAGAUUCAUUAAAAUGUUUAAAUGAUAAAUAAAAUUA
This is a messenger RNA of Oppia nitens, 2438 nucleotides long. Its product is annotated as protein phosphatase 1H-like. Gene Ontology annotation, biological process: protein dephosphorylation. The transcript has 9 exons. Gene Ontology annotation, molecular function: cation binding; protein serine/threonine phosphatase activity. The record is from RefSeq and is a predicted model, not a curated record. Bases 232 to 2220 code for a protein of 662 amino acids. NCBI's taxonomy places the organism in Eukaryota, Metazoa, Arthropoda, Arachnida, Sarcoptiformes, Oppiidae.